UGUCCGCACACUGUGGCGACAGGGGUGACGGUGACGGAGUGGAUCUCCGGGACGCAGGGGUGGCGAGGCCUGGAGGAGGGGUGGAGCGCGGAGGAGGCUGCGGUCCCGCCUCGCCCACCGCAGGGCCGGGCGCAGUGUCCGGCGAGCCCAGUGGUUAGCGAUGGCGCUGCUGUCGCUGCUGCCACCGCUGCUGCCGCUGCUGCUGGCGGUGCCGGCGGGCUCCGCCGAGGGCGCGGCGGCGGCACUCACCCCCGAGCGGCUUCUCGAGUGGCAGGAUAAAGGGAUCUUCAUUAUCCAAAGUGAGAACCUCGAGAAAUGCAUUCAAGCUGGCAAAUCUACACUGACCCUGGAGAGUUGCAAACCACCCAACAAGUACAUGCUGUGGAAGUGGGCUUCAAACCACCGCCUCUUUAACAUCGGAGGCAGCGGCUGCCUGGGCCUGAAUGUGUCUAAUCCAGAGCAGCCACUGAGCAUAUACGAGUGUGAUUCCACCCACAUUUCCUUGAAGUGGCGCUGUAACAGGAAGAUGAUCACCGGCCCGCUCCAGUACAUGGUCCAGGUGAAGCACGACAACACGCUUGUGGCCUCCUGGAAAUACCUUCAUAAGUGGGUUUCCUAUAUGUCAGGCGGUGGAGGCAUCUGUGAAUAUCUGAACAAAGAUUUGUAUACAAUCAAAGGGAAUGCCCACGGGACACCGUGCAUGUUUCCCUUCCAGUAUAACCGGCAGUGGCAUCAUGAAUGUACCCGGGAAGGGCGGGAAGACAACUUGCUGUGGUGUGCCACAACCAGCCGAUACGAAAGAGAUGAGAAGUGGGGAUUUUGCCCAGAUCCCACAUCUACAGAGGUGGGUUGUGACGCUGUCUGGGAGAAGGAUCUCAAUUCACACAUUUGCUACCAAUUCAACCUGCUUUCCUCCCUCUCCUGGAGCGAGGCACACUCUUCAUGCCAGAUGCAAGGAGGUGCUUUAUUAAGUAUUGCAGAUGAGACUGAAGAAAAUUUCAUAAGGAAGCACUUUGGCAAUGAAGCAGUGGAAGUAUGGAUAGGUCUGAAUCAGCUAGAUGAAAAUGCUGGUUGGCAGUGGUCGGAUAGAACACCACUCAACUAUCUGAACUGGAACCCAGAAAUAAAUUUUGAGCCAUUUGUUGAAUACCACUGUGGAACUUUUAAUGCAUUUAUGCCAAGUGCCUGGAGAAGUCGGGAUUGUGAGUCCACUUUGCCUUACAUAUGUAAAAAAUAUCUAAACCAUACUGAUCACGAAGUAGUCGAAAACGAUGCUUGGAAAUAUUAUGCUACCCACUGUGAGCCUGGUUGGAAUCCCCACAAUCGUAAUUGCUAUAAACUUCAGAAAGAAAGAAAGACCUGGAAUGAAGCUUUGCAUUCUUGCCAGUCCAAUAACAGUGCAUUAAUAGACAUAGAUUCGUUAGCAGAAGUGGAGUUUCUUGUAACCCUCCUUGGAGAUGAAAAUGCAUCAGAAACAUGGAUUGGUUUGAGCAACAAUAAAACUCCAGUUUCCUUUGAAUGGUCUGAUGGCUCCUCAGUCAUCUUUACUAAUUGGCACACUCUUGAGCCCCAAAUUUUUCCAAAUACAAGCCAGCUAUGUGUCUCAGCGGAGCAAUCUGAGGGACACUGGAAAGUUAAAAAUUGCAAAGAAACACUUUUUUACGUUUGUAAGAAGACAGGCCGUGUCCUUUCUGACACUGAAUCAGGUUGCCAAAAGGGAUGGGAGAGACAUGGUGGAUUCUGUUACAAAAUUGACACCGUCCUUCGAAGCUUUGACCACGCCUCCAGUGGUUACUACUGUCCUCCUGCACUUGUAACCAUUACAAACAGGUUUGAACAGGCUUUUAUUACCAGUUUGAUCAGUAGUGUGGUAAAAACGAAGGACACUUAUUUUUGGAUAGCUCUUCAAGAUCAAAAUGAUACAGGAGAAUACACUUGGAAGACGGCAGGGCAGAAGUCAGAGCCGGUGAAGUACACACACUGGAAUGCACGUCAGCCCCGCUACAGUGGUGGCUGUGUUGUCAUUCGAGGAAGGAGUCCCCCUGGUCGCUGGGAAGUGAAGGACUGUAGACACUUUAAGGCAAUGUCCCUGUGCAAGCAACCAGUGGAAAAUCAGGAGAAACCUGAGCAAGAAGAGAGAUGGCCCUUUUCCUCCUGCUAUUUGGAUUGGGAGUCAGAGCCUGGCCUGGCCAGUUGCUUCAAGGUAUUUCAUAGUGAAAAAGUUCUGACGAAAAGAACAUGGAGAGAAGCUGAAGAAUUUUGUGAAGAAUUUGGAGCUCAUCUUGCAAGCUUUGCCCAUAUCGAGGAAGAGAAUUUUGUGAAUGAGCUUUUACAUUCAAAAUUUAAUCGGACAGAAGAAAGGCAGUUCUGGAUUGGAUUUAACAAAAGAAACCCACUGAAUGCUGGCUCUUGGGAGUGGUCUGAUGGAACUCCUGUUGUCUCUUCAUUUUUAGACAAUAAUUAUUUUGGAGAAGAUGCAAGAAACUGUGCUGUUUAUAAGGCGAAUAAAACGUUGCUACCCUCAUACUGUGGUUCCAAACGUGAAUGGAUAUGCAAAAUUCCAAGAGAUGUGAGACCCAAGAUUCCACCCUGGUACCAGUAUGAUGCACCCUGGCUCUUUUAUCAGGAUGCAGAGUACCUUUUUCAUACCUCUGCCACGGAAUGGUCCUCCUUUGAGUUUGUCUGUGGCUGGCUGCGCAGUGAUAUUCUCACUAUUCAUUCUGAACGUGAACAAGAAUUCAUCCACGGCAAAAUAAGAGCGCUAUCAAAGUAUGGUGUAAACUGGUGGAUUGGACUUCGGGAAGAAAGAGUCAAUGAUGAAUUUCGAAACAAUGAAGUUGUGGCAAUGGGGGUCUACACUCCCAUACUCAAGCUGUGCCUUUUGAUGAAAAUCCCCAAGGACCCAAGCGAUUGGAAGAACUGGACAUCUGCUCAAGAUUUUUGUGUUGAAGAAGGGGGGACACUUGUCGCCAUUGAAAAUGAGGUGGAACAAGCUUUCAUUACUAUGAAUCUUUUUGGCCAUACCACUAAUGUGUGGAUAGGGUUACAAAAUGAUGAUUAUGAAAAAUGGCUAAAUGGAAGGCCCAUGUCAUAUUCUAAUUGGUCCCCAUUUGAUAUAGUAAAUAUUCCAAGUCAUAACACCACCGAAGUUCAAAAACGCAUUCCUCUCUGUGCCUUGCUGUCAAAUAAUCCUAAUUUUCAUUUCACUGGAAAAUGGUAUUUUGAAGACUGUAGAGAAGAAGGCUAUGGGUUUGUUUGUGAAAAAAUGCAGGAUACUUCUGGACACAGUAUAAAUACAUCUGAUAUGUACCCAAUCCCCAAUACCUUAGAAUAUGGAAACAGAACUUACAAAAUAAUUAAUGAAAAUAUGACUUGGUAUACAGCACUAAAAACCUGCCUGAUGCACGGAGCAGAACUGGUCAGCAUUACAGACCAGUACCACCAGUCUUUCCUCACUGUUAUCCUCAACCGGCUAGGACAUGCCCACUGGAUUGGACUGUUCACUGAAGAUAAUGGUCUUAAUUUUGACUGGUCAGAUGGCACCAAGUCCUCCUUCACUUUUUGGAAAGAUGAUGAGUCAUCCUUCCUGGGUGACUGUGUUUUCGCUGACACCAGUGGACACUGGAGUAGCACAGCCUGUGAGUCAUAUCUGCAAGGAGCCAUUUGUCAUGUGCCCACAGAAACAAGACCAUUUGGAUACCCAGAGUUGUGCUCAGAAACAUCUAUUCCCUGGAUAAAAUUCAAAAGUAAUUGCUACAGUUUUUCUACCGUCUUAGACAGUACGAGUUUUGAGGCUGCUCAUGAAUUUUGUAAAAAGGAAGGAUCUAAUCUUUUAACAAUCAAAGAUGAAGCUGAAAAUUCAUUUCUCCUAGACCAGCUUUUAGCUUUCAGUUCUUCUGUCAAGAUGGUUUGGCUGAAUGCUCAGUUUGAUGGUGACAAUGAAACCAUAAAGUGGUUUGAUGGAACUCUCGCAGACCAGUCAAACUGGGGUAUUAGGAAGCCAGAGAUGGACCACGUCAAACCCCAUCUGUGUGUUGCCCUGAGGAUUCCCGAAGGAGUGUGGCAGUUAUCCUCAUGUCAAGACAAAAAAGGAUUUAUAUGUAAAAUGGAAGCAGGACCAAGUCACAGCAUUAUACCCCUUGCAGUAGCAGUGACACUGAUAAUAAUUCUGGCCAUUUCCACACUUUCCUUCUGCAUAUACAAGCACAAUAGUGGUAUCUUCAGGAGACUUGCACAGUUUGGAAAUCCUUACUAUCCUGCAACCAACUUUAGUACAGUACAUUUAGAAGAAAAUAUUCUCAUUUCUGAUCUUGAGAAGAAUGACCAAUAAUAAUGAAGUGAGAGGAUGCCACGGCCAUGAGAAUGAGUAAAGAAGAGUACUUUCCUUUACAGACCAGAUGCCGCUCUAAUGUGAAUCGUGUCACCAUUUUAAUUAUUCUUAAAAUGAUUACUGGUUUUGAAUUGUAACCAAAUCAGAUAGGUGUUCAUUUCCUCGAACUGUGAUCUAUUCUUUAAAAGGGGAGAUUUUACAAUGGCUAUUCUUCAGAAAACAAAAACUAUUAAAAGAAACUCCCAAAUGAAAACUCUCAAACCAAUGUGAAUAAUAGUUUUUGCAUUAAUAUGCUUCUACCAAAAAUUUUUGGGAAUUUUAAAACUAACCUGAUAUCUAUUCAGACAUUUGCCAAUACUCAUUCCAUUAAAAGAGAGAGGCAGAGAAGAGCAAAACAAAUUUUAAAAUCCUACACUUGUAUAAGAGAGGAAAAAAGAAAAGGCUUUUGAGAGGUUUCUUGUUUGUUUUUUAAUUUGAUCAGUUUAACAGCAGGGUUUGGAAAACACUAAUUUCUAAGCUUAAAACUCACAGGUUCCGGGCUCUAUACUAGUAUUUAGGGUGACAUUCAUUUUUAUUAGUUCUGACUUCUCAAACUAAAGGAGAAGAAAAAUAACCUUUCUUUAAAUAGUAAAAAUCUUGGUUAGUAGCACAAUUUCAUAAGCAACCAUGCAAUGUGGCCUAAAAUCAUCAAUUACUAAAUGAUGACAAAGUUGGAUAGUUAAAAAAUCUUAUAGAUAAGCUCAGAGGGACUUAUUGUUAUCCUAAUACUGUUAAAAUUCACAAGAUUUAUCAAAGACUAAAGGUAUAAAAUGUAUAUAUACCACUCCUAACAACCAAAAGAUAUAAAAUGUAACUUGAAUUUAAAGGGGAAAAAUGAAAGAUGUGAAUUACAGUUUCAUUAGAACAAGACAAGUACUAAAUAAAUUACUCUUCAGCAGUAAUCUAGAUACCUUUGCUAUAUAAAGGAGUUUAUUUGGGGAGUUCUACUGAGUAAACUAGGGUUUGGGGGAACCAACUCCAUUUGCAUUGGGCUAGUUCAUGCAGUCAGUAAAAAAUGAUUAAAAGUAUGAUACUAUCCAUAAAUUAAAACUCACAGAUUUGAUCUUCCUUCAUUAAUUUCUUAUGAAGUAAAAGGACUUCAUAAUCAAUGUUCAAAAGUUUACUCAUUGCGUAAAUGUUUACUGAGUUCCUGUUAAGAACCAAGAGCCAUUCUAGAAAUUGGAGGUAUUGGGGCGAGCACUUAUUUUUGAAUGAAGGAAAACCUACAGUAAACCAGUAAAGAAAUGCAUAAGAAGAAAAUAUCAGGUGGUCAUGAAAAUUAAGGUUCUGUGAUAGAGAGAAACUGGGGGAGUCUCCCUAGAGUGUGCAUUUUAGUUAUUACAGCUAGCUGCCUCAAAACUGGUGACAAGCAGUCACAAGAUGGAGCUUGGGAGAAAGUAUGAAUAAGUUUCUAAGUGGAAAACUAUCAUCAUUAGAAAUACAAUUUGAAGAACGUGUCCUAAGAAUGAAGUCCUUGCAGGCUGAAACAGUUAACACAGCUUCCAAAAGCAGCUCUUUGCUACUGCUGUGCAGUUUACACACUGAGACAAUCUACUUCCAUAAUUUUGUUUGUUUGGGGACUUUUUUUUUUUUAAGAUACUACAUUAUGUGACAGUUGUAUAUUUAUGACUCAAAGGAAAAAUUGGCUUGGAUUAACCAGAUGUUAUAAAAGCUCAAUUUAAUAAUCUGUCAAGUGAAAUUAAAGUUCUGUUCUUUUUAGUAGACUUGGUAAAAACUGCUAAUCAAUUAUCCUUCCAGUCAAGGUAUAUUGAAGUUGAGUAGUCAGUCACACAUAAAAAUUUGACAAAGUAUGUCAUUAGUAAAGUGGUUCUGCAGGAAAAAAAAAAACUGUAUUGCUUGUCAGUGCUCUGUACUUUGAUAUUUAGUACUGAACCACAUCCUAAUGGACAGAUCAUGCGCUGCUUCCCAUUACUGAAAUUUCAGAAAUAGGAAUUACUGAAAUACUGUUUUAUUCACAUACGUGCACUUUUAAAAACUUUCUUCCACAACUAUUUUUAAUCUGAGCUAGAUUUCAUGCUAUACAUGAAAAGAAAAAAGUAGCAGGGUCACAAACUCAUUCACACGUAAUUAAUGUGCCCCCUCCAAAAAACAGUCAAUUAUUUUCUAUAACUCUGAGUAAUAGAAAAUCUUGGAUUUUUCCAAUUGAAGGUAUACUGGGCUCUUCCAAUUCCAACAGUCUUCUUUCAGUUUAAAUGUUUCUUCUAUUGAAAGUUCCAUUCCCUAUCAAGGGUGCAUUACAUGGUCUCACUAGAUAAACAUUCAGUCUUCCGGAGUUUCCAUUCCCUCCUCAAAAUGGUGGUUGGAUGUAUGAGAACUUGUUGUGUCCUUGUGGUACUGUGGGGAGUAGGUGAUAACUGACUGUGUCUGUGUUAUCUGGUGUCCACUGAUGGUAGCUGUCUGGCCCACACCUGGGAAUUCUACUGGCGUCUCUAUGAAGUCUGUAUUUGGUGUAACCUGUAGUCUAGUCUCUUUGGACUGGCCCCAUCCUGGCUUUCCCUGGCAUUGCCUUAUCCCUGGCUGUGACUCCCAUUCAAUUCCGUACCUGGACAUUACAGUUCUUGGCAAUAAGGCCAUGUCACCUCUGCAGCACUAUCAGUUACUCCCUUGGUCGGGGAGGCUUAAUACUGGACCAAACAAUCCCAAAAUCUCAUUGGCUUAACACAGCAAAGGUUUAUUUUUCAUCCACACUAACAUGGGGUUGCAGGAAGACUUCAGUUAUUCAUUGGUCCAGGCUCCUCCUAAAUAGUAGGUCCUCCAUCUCCUAAGGCCUUGGUUGCCUCAGUGGGUCCCCUACCUCUGCCUGACAGAAGAAGUUAGAGAUCUAUCUUCGAUUAAUUAUGUAGCUUCCAUGGGCUAUUGAAAUACAUUCUCUAAGUUAACAGUCUUUAAAUUGAGAAUAUGUACCCUGUGGAUACAUAAAGACUUCCAAGGGAUACAGGGGCAUGGAUUUUUUUUUUUUUUUUUUUUUA
Messenger RNA from Delphinapterus leucas (beluga whale), 7359 nucleotides. Lineage: Eukaryota; Metazoa; Chordata; Mammalia; Artiodactyla; Monodontidae. The record is from RefSeq and is a predicted model, not a curated record.